Gallus gallus (chicken) is the source of this 2703-nucleotide messenger RNA. RefSeq names its product coiled-coil domain containing 174 (gene CCDC174). Bases 73 to 2007 code for a protein of 644 amino acids. The record is from RefSeq and is marked validated. Gene Ontology annotation, cellular component: nucleus. The transcript has 11 exons. Lineage: Eukaryota; Metazoa; Chordata; Aves; Galliformes; Phasianidae.
GCACUUUACGGCCUCGUUGCAAAGCAGGGACGGAAGCGGCCGGUGGGAGGUUGCCGGGGAGCUCAGGGCGCCAUGGACAGGAGGAAGAAGCCGCUGGACGUGGCCGCCUCCUCGUUGGUAGAUCUCAAAGCUGAGCUCUUCCGCAAACAAGAAGAAUUCAAGAAAGAAAAGCUACUGAAAGAUGCCGGCAUCUUUGCAAAGCCCAAACCCUCCAAUAAGAAACCAAGCAUCUGGACCAAACAAAACACAGGAGUUGCAAAACGAGCUGAGAAAGACAUUGAGCAGAAGGCAGAAGAGGAUCAAACCUUAGAUCAAUCAAGGAAGAAACUUGAAGAGAAAGCAAAGCUGUAUGAGAAAAUGACAAAAGGCGAUUUCCCAGAUGAAGAAACAGAAGAUUUGUACCUAGUGGAUUUCACUCAGAAGAUCAUAGACAAACAGCGAGAAGUACAGGAACUGUAUCAGAACGAAGCUGCCAUAAAGACUUUAGAAAAAGAGACAGAUGAUGAGGAAAUUGAACCAGAAAUGGAAAUACCGCCACCAGAGGACCCUGAUGAAGAAUGGGUUGAUUAUGUUGAUUCCUUGGGCCGAUCUAGACGCUGUAUGAAGAAGGAUUUGCCAAGUAUACUUAAAAUGGAUCAGGAACUUCAAGGGAAAAGACUGGACCCUGAUGGGAACACGCUGUUAUCUGAAGAUAUGAAAAGAGAACUUCAGAGGCAGCAGUGGGAAAAAGAAGAAGAAGAAGCCCUCCGAAAACCCAUGGGGCCCAUUCAUUAUGAGGACAUUCGAGAAAAUGAGGCCAGACAGCUUGGUGUUGGUUACUUUGCCUUUUCUCGUGACCAGGAUCUUAGGCAUAAACAACGGGCAACACUGGAUAUGCUAAGAGAGCAGACACUGGAUCAAAGAACUAAGCGUGAACAGUUAAAAGAAAAAAGAAAAGCAGCUCUAGAAUCAAGGCUGUCUAAACUUCGAGCACGGAAGGUGAAGAAGUUAAGGGAAGAAGGAUUAGAAGAAGAGGCAGAAAGACUGGAGAACGGAGUAGAGGUGAAAGACACCACUAGUCCAGUAGAAGCUGAACCUGAAGUUCCAAGACCAAGCAGAAAGGUAGAGGUGGUCAUCCAGGAGAGAAGAGAUACAAAGCCUGGUGUGCCUUAUGUCCGUGAGUGGGAUAAAGGCAAAGAGUUGAUGUUUGGACAAUGGUCAAAGAAGCAGGAAGAACUCAGAGAUGAGCGAGAUCCAGAAUUUGCACCACCUUCUGAUUACUUUAUGGGACAAAAGAAGGACGAUGGUUACAGCAGCCAGAAUUUGAACAGUCCUGAAACCUCCCCUGGAAAAACAGAGCCAGAAAUAUCAGAGAACCAAAAGAAGUUAUCAGUGCAGGCCAGUACCCACAGAGCUGAAGUUGUCCCACCGUCUGUACAAGCAUACAGCAACAAUGUUCAAGGUGGGCUGGCACCAGCAGAGGCUGCUGGCAGUGAUGCUGAAGACGGAUCAACAUCAGCAGAGACUGACAGCAGUGAUGAGCAGGAUGGGGUGCCAUCAGCACACCCCUACAUCUGUGGUGCACAGAACAUGCCACCAUCAAUGCCGGCUUAUGGCUAUGGCCCUCCGCAUAUGAUGCCACCAAUGCCAGCUUAUGGUUAUGGCGCUCCACAUAUGAUGCCACCAAUGCAGCCUUAUGGCUAUGGCGCUCCACAUAUGAUGCCACCAAUGCAACCUUAUGCCUACGGCACUCCAAAUGUGCCAUUUUCAAUGCACGCUUACGGCUAUGGAACCCAGGAUGCGCCACCACCAGUGCAGGCCUGUGACUGCAGCACUCAGCAUGCGCCACCACCAAUGCAGGCCUGUGACUGCAGCGCUCAGGAUGCACCACAAUCGGUGCAGGCCUGUGACUGCAGCACUCAGGAUGCACCUCCUCCAGAGCAGACAUACAGUGGUGACACGCAAAAUCAGGAACCACUUUACCAAAGUUUAGAUGAUAUGCUGUCUUAUUACAGACAAGUGACUUGACCUGAGUAGUAUAAUAAAGAAGAAUUGUAAUUUAAGGAUCUGGAGUAGAAUUAUCUUCUGAGCAAGAAUAUUAUUUCCCUACAUCUGGGAAAAAUGAGUUUCUGUAGGUAGAUGAAAAUAAAUUUCCUGGUGAACCUAAGCUACCUUCCAUCAACAGCUGUACUUCUACCCCGUCUGUCCUUUUUUCCUCUUUAUUAAAAUUACAUACUUUUUUGUCACUGCUUAAUUAGUUUAGUGCACGUUCUUAUUCUUUACCACUUACAUCUGUACUUUUGGGUAUAGCUCCUGCUUUGCAGGUACUGCUGGUUCAGUAAUAUCUAUAGGAACAGCAUUGAAAUGGCAGACCUGUUGCUAAAUACAAAAAGGUUUUAAGAAAUUUGUUACCCUCUUCAUCAUCUGACUUCAGGGACAGACUGUGCAGAAUAUCAGCUAGUGAGCAGUUGUGGGGAGUACUGUCUUUGGUCAUAAUGCCUUCUGAGUUCCUGAGGUCUAUAUCUAACUUGUAAUUCUGUGAAGCAGAUCAGAGUUGGAGAAGGGCACUACAGAAAAUGAUAAAUGAUGGUAAGACUAAGAAUAAAUGCUCUACUGAAUUAGAAGCCUGGACACCUGAAAUUACUGUCUUACUGGUUUAGAAAAUGCUCUCUUCGUUGUUCAAGUACAUUAUUAAAUCAUUCUAUUAUUUAAGGCUUUACCUAA